CAAAAUUGUGUUAAGUAGUUGCAAAAUGAGAGAGGGGGAGGUCAUUUCCUUCUCAUAACCAAUACAAAAGGAACCUGAGGAGGACUGAACUAACCCACUGCCGGGUUGAACGCACGCUGAAAGCGGUAUAUCAUCGACUGUCAUCGAGACAGAGUUGCGAGAAGAGAAACAUCAGAAUCGAUCUGCUUGGAUAUCUGGACAAUGAAGAUCCUAUUCAUCUUAAUCCUUUGCCUGAUUGAAGGUGGGGUCGUGGCAUUUAACCUGAAAGGGUAUGCAGGGGGAUCCAUCCUAAUCAACUGUAACUCCACAUUUGACAAAUCUACUAAGUCUUUCUGCAAGGAUGCAAAAAACUUGGGCUGUGUUGACUUUUUUAUGAGCAAUGUGUCAGAACAUUGGCAAGGAAAAGGACGAAUCUCUCUGUAUGACAACAACUCAAAAGGCUUCUUUAAGGUGGCCAUGCGAAACUUAACAGUGAGUGAUACUGGCAAAUACUGGUGUAAAGUCAAUGGAAGGCGGAUUGAGGGAACUGCAGUACAUCUGAAUGUGUUAGAAGGUGUGUAAAUGCAUUGAUGUUUUAUAUUGUCUGAUGUUCUUUUUAUCGUGUGUUUUAUUGCUGUCAUCUUGCUGUAUUACGUAAUCUAAUUUGUGUUUGUGCUGCGUUGUCUUAUUGUUCUUUUUAUCGUGUGUUUUAUUGCUGCCGUCUUGCUGUUUUACGUAAUCUAAUUUGUGUUUGUGCUGCAAUGUUGUUCUUUCACAUGGUCUGAUUGUUGUUGUUUUAUGUUGUGUUGCUGUUUUAUUGUUUCUUUGUGACAGAAGAUAAAGUGUUGAAGUUGAUGUAUGCCUAGUGGGCGACUCAUGGUCUAGUGAGUCUAACCCUGAUCUGGCUUUGAUUUAAGCCAAAGUCACCUGUUGCAGUUGAAGUAACCAAUCGCCAGUGACCUACCAGUUGAUUCCAUUUGAUGCAUAGGUGAAAUUGAGAUCAAUUGUAUUUAUUUACACAAAAAAUUACAUUUGGGGAUUUUGUUUUAUUGACAGAUAAAAGAGAAUCCAGGAUUGAGCUUGGAUCUGUGGGACAAGACAUAUCCAUUAAGUGCCCGUAUGACAUAAAGUACACAAAUGAGCUGAAAUACCUGUGUAAAAAUGAAGGUGUUGCAUGCAAGGACAGAAUGCUAAUAUGGAUAAAGGACAAAUGGGUCAAUAGUCCCUACAAGGACAAAAAAAGAUUCUCUCUCUACGACAACACCACUGGAGGAGUCUUCAUAGUCUCCAUCACAAAUCUCACAAAAGAGGAUGCUGGGAUAUACUGGUGUGGUGUCCAUGUCUCAUUUCAGAAGAACUCUCCCCUCUCAGUGGACAAAAUCACUGAAGUCAUACUGAACGUCAAGAAUGCAGACCAAUCAGGAAAUCCCCCACCUGGCCACCUCCCUCUUAUCCCACUGGCACUUGUCCUGUCUCUGGCUGUGGGGGUCCUGGUGUUAGGGAUGGCACUUUUCUUUUGUAGGCGAUUUGGAAAGAAAAUCACAAAAGCUCCUACCUCACCAGAUAUACCGAUUUACACAAACACAGCAGAAAACACACAGGGGACUGGAGAUUAUGUGAAUGCUGGUGUACAAGAGCCUCAAGCCAACACCCCAACAGGCCCUAUGAGGAGUAACAGACCAUACUCUGACCCCGAUUACCAGAACUCCAACAUGUCAGACACCACAACCUAUCAGACCCUGAUUGCAAGCACCCGCCAGAAUGACUCAAUCUACCACACUCUCCACCCCAGAACUAACCAGCAGUAAUCAGUGUACCAGCAUCUGAACCCCAGCACAAACCAAGGUGAUUCAGUUCAUAUGCCGAUAAUCCUUGUGAAUCCUAACUAAACACAGCAGAUGUCUGUUCAGGACCAACAUGGAAACCAUAUAUUAGCAAAGAAGGUUAUUGAUCGCUCAUGAUAUUAAUUUAGAUUUAAUUGAGUCAUGAUUUUGUCUUGUUGAAUCCUGAACUGUAUGUCUUUUGCUGAGCUAUUUCUACUUAAUAUCUCAGUUUGUUUUAUCUCGUUGGUACAUCAUAUAGUGCCACACACUGUUAAUAAAUCUCAGAAAUUUUGCUUUAAACACACAGAUGCUUUUAUAGUCAGUAUAUAGGUAGACUUUAAUGAU
Messenger RNA from Clupea harengus (Atlantic herring), 2147 nucleotides. Its product is annotated as CMRF35-like molecule 8. The record is from RefSeq and is a predicted model, not a curated record. Bases 1167 to 1787 code for a protein of 206 amino acids. NCBI's taxonomy places the organism in Eukaryota, Metazoa, Chordata, Actinopteri, Clupeiformes, Clupeidae. The transcript is spliced from 6 exons.